Fusarium odoratissimum NRRL 54006 is the source of this 615-nucleotide messenger RNA. RefSeq lists its product as uncharacterized. The record is from RefSeq and is a predicted model, not a curated record. Bases 86 to 499 code for a protein of 137 amino acids. The transcript is spliced from 2 exons. Lineage: Eukaryota; Fungi; Ascomycota; Sordariomycetes; Hypocreales; Nectriaceae.
CUCGCAUGUUGCGACCCGUCCCCGUGAGUAUCUCCAAAUCUAUGCAAUGGUCUGAGGGAACGAGCUCUUUAGCCCUCGGCUCAGUAUGACAUCAAUUGCUGACCCAGCUUCGUUUUAUAGAAAGAGGACCAGGCUGGUACGUAAUGCUACAAGUUCCCGACGAUGCUUAAUCGAACGACCCGAUUCUACAAACGCGGAUGCGAAACCAUCUCAAUUGGUCUGCAUACUGACAGAAUCCAAGGCCAUACCGUCUCUCAGCGUCUCCGAAAGCUCAAGCAGAUCCCUCCUGAGCUGUACCCUCUCGCUGUCGUCGUUGGCUUCGCUCUCGGCGCUGCCGGCUACUCCAUCUCUCGCAAGUUCAUCGUUGAUAAGAACCUCCGUCUGGCCCGACAGGGUCCUGCUGGCCGCCACGAUGCUGGCCACGCUGAGGGCCACGCCGAGGGCGAGAGUGAGGGUCACUAAAUUUGGCAUAAAGAUAGGGAUGCUGUUGGGGAAAUGAAAUUGUUCGCAUGUCCACGUGUUUUCGGAAGGACAGUACUGUACAUUUCAGAUGAGUGCGGUAGUAGGGAAACCCAUCAGGUAUAAAAUCUGAAUAUUCUCGGUGAUGAUAUGUCA